Cordyceps militaris CM01 is the source of this 2310-nucleotide messenger RNA. RefSeq names its product ctl transporter, putative. The record is from RefSeq and is a predicted model, not a curated record. NCBI's taxonomy places the organism in Eukaryota, Fungi, Ascomycota, Sordariomycetes, Hypocreales, Cordycipitaceae. Gene Ontology annotation, biological process: transmembrane transport. Gene Ontology annotation, molecular function: transmembrane transporter activity. Gene Ontology annotation, cellular component: plasma membrane. The coding region runs from base 1 to 2310 and encodes 769 amino acids. The transcript has 2 exons.
AUGUUUUCCGAAUACGCCUCCCGAUUCCUCGCCCAGUCACAAUCUCGCCUCUCCAACUUUGCCGGCCAGGCCGCCGACCCCGAUGACGCCGCCGUCCAUCACCGGCACCACCCUUCGGACUGGCCCUCAUCCCGCCCCGGACGAAACCGAGCCGCCCCAGGCACGCGAUCCUUUCUCUCCCGCGGCUACGGCGGCAGCAACCCAUACCAACAAAAUGGCGGCACCGGCUCCCGCUUCGGCAACCUCGCCUUUGCGUCCCGCAUCUCGGCCGCCCAAGACGCCCCCCUCUUCCACAACACGCUGGAUGAGUUCCGCGAGGAAGACGACGAGGCGGAGCGCGACCGCGAGGCCGCCGACCUGUUUGCGCUGCAGCGCUCCCGCCGCGUGGCCGCUGCCAGCAAGCUCGCGGAGAGCACCGAGUCCGACUACCACAGCAGGGCGUCGCUCGAGGAGAGCGCCGACCCGGACGACGAUGAAGGCCCGUACCGCGGCCGCGGCGGCAUCAAGAGCAGCUGGAACGGCGGCACGCGGAGCGGCUUCCAGCGUAAUAUAGCACGCGACACCCUGCACGAAGAGGCUGAAGAGGUGCCGUCGUCAACCGCCGCGGGGCACGAUCGCAGUGGCAAGGCCGCCAUGGUGGACGUAGGGCUCGAGUCGCAGGAAGAAGACGACGACGAGCCGCCCGAGUCGCUCCUCGGCGACACCCAUACCGAUUCGAGUCCCCCACCGUUUCAGCGCUUCAAGCAGCAAUCCGCCGAACGGACGCCCUUUUUAUUACGACGGUCAUCGACAGACCAGUCCGACGUGAGCAGUCUACAACGACAAGAUCCCGCCCAAGAGGAGCCGACGGAAGCCGCCCCCAUCUACAUCGAAGGCGAAAUCUUUCGACAUGAUCCGUUUUUCGCUUGGAUCUUCCUCAUCAGCUUUGCCGCCAUGCUGUCCACCUUUGUGCUGGUCUGGCUGCACACGGCGCCUCGCAGCAGCCCCGUCGGCGACACCAUCUACACCACCCUUCAGCGGUCCUUUCACAUGCUCGCCGUCGACACCCUCGUCGCCAUCGUCGUCUCCUUCAUCUGGCUGGCCGCACUGCGUUCCUUUGUCCGGCCGCUUGUCAGCGUCAUCCUCGUCGCCGUGCCCGUCGUCCUCUUUUCCUUUUCCCUCUACGCCUUCAUCUCCUCCUUUCAGGGCCGCACACACGGCGCCAGCCUGCAAGACACGGUGAUGCGCUGGGCGGCGGUCAUCCCCGGCGCCGCCUGUAUGCUUUGGCUCUGGAUGGUGGUGAAAAGCCGCCGUGCGAUCCAGCAGGCUAUCGAGAUUCUGCAGUUUUCCUCACGCAUCCUCGCGCAGAACCCGGCGCUGCUCGUCAUGGGCUUUGGCUGCCUCGCGCUCAUCGUCGUCUGGACGUGGGCGUGGCUCGUCAUGUUUACACGCGUCUUCAUGGGCGGCUACUUUUCCAAGUCGCUCGUGCGCUUCGUCAUUCAGCUCUCGAGCUGGUGGCUCGGCGCCGCCUUUGUCUUCAUGUACAUGUGGACCAUGGCCGUCGUCAACGCCGUGCACCGCGCCACGACGGCCGCCACCGUCUCCCAGUGGUACUUUCACCGCAACGCUGGUCCCGCCGCUCCGUCGCGCGAUAUUGUGCUCGCCGCCCUCGGUCAUGCCGCCACCACCCUCUUUGGAAGCAUCUGCCAGUCGACGCUCCUCUCGCUGCUCGUGCGCGCGCCGCUGCUCUUCCUGCCGCGGCGUCUCGGUGGCAUCGUCACCAACAUUGCCUCGUUUUGGAUCCCCACUCCCGUCGUCGCCCUCACCAACCCCCUAACCGUGACCUACGCCGCCAUCCACUCGCAGAGCCUCGCCACAGCGGCGCGCGGCCUCGACCAGAUGGAGUUUGUCACGCCAGCCAUGCCCACCACCACACUCACGCCUCGCGCCCUGCGCGUGCGUGGCCAGCAGCAUGGUCUCCUGCCCUACCGCCUCGCCAAGCUACUACUCGUCGCUACGCGGCUGCUCAUGGCCACGGCGCUCGGCUUUGCCGGCUGGGUGAUUACUGCCAAGCAGCUGCGGCUCACGCUGCCCGACGGCAUGGGCGUGCGCGGCUCCGCGUACGCUUACGUCGUCGGCCUCAUGGCCAGCUUCAUCGGCUAUUCCGUCAUGGGCGCCAUGGAGGGCGUGCUCAGCGGCAUUGUCGACGCCGUCCUCAUCUGCUACGGCAGCGAGCGCCGCAUGGAAAUGGGCCACGGCCGCUUCUGCCUCGAGGCGGCGUACCUAUUUGGCGAGAGGCGCGCCGGCGGCUUGGGGGAUGAUCGGGUGUAA